AGGGGAGAAGGGGGAGAGGUGCUGUAUGUGAACACGUCCAAAAGAGAGAUGGCAACGUCAACGCGCAUAAUGAUGAGCCCAUGGACCUGUCGGAUGUGAACGCGCUUUUUCUUCCCGUUGCCGAUCGACCCCUGCGUGAACAUAUCUGAUCAUCUUACAUCGAUCGGCGCAUCUCACCUCAAGUGACCAGAAACCCUAGCCGACCACAAGGACAUUUCUUCAAGUGCUCUCCUUUCGGCGUUUAGGAGGGACGAGAGGAGACCGUCUGCGCUUCUCCGCAUCAUCCUGCGAUUCCCCAUCACAAUGGCUCUGACCAUUUGCACCAGAUUUACGGACGAAUAUCAGCUUUAUGAGGAGCUCGGAAAGGGAGCGUUUUCUGUUGUGAGACGAUGCGUGAAAAUAUCAUCCGGCCAAGAGUAUGCAGCCAAAAUCAUCAACACCAAGAAGCUGUCAGCCAGGGAUCACCAGAAGUUGGAGAGAGAGGCCAGAAUUUGCCGUCUCUUGAAACACCCGAAUAUCGUGCGACUUCAUGACAGCAUAUCGGAGGAGGGCUUCCAUUACCUAGUUUUUGAUCUGGUUACCGGAGGUGAGCUGUUUGAAGAUAUCGUAGCACGGGAAUACUAUAGCGAAGCCGAUGCCAGUCACUGCAUUCAGCAGAUUUUGGAGAGCGUUCAUCACUGCCAUGUCAAUGGGAUUGUCCACCGAGACCUGAAGCCUGAAAAUUUGCUGUUGGCCAGUAAGAUGAAGGGAGCUGCAGUUAAGCUUGCUGACUUUGGUUUGGCCAUAGAGGUCCAAGGUGAUCAGCAGGCAUGGUUUGGUUUUGCUGGUACACCAGGUUAUCUGUCUCCAGAGGUUUUGAGGAAAGAUCCUUAUGGCAAACCCGUAGACAUGUGGGCCUGUGGUGUAAUUCUCUACAUCCUGCUGGUUGGAUAUCCGCCAUUUUGGGAUGAAGACCAGCAUCGCCUAUACCAGCAGAUCAAGGCUGGCGCCUAUGACUUUCCCUCCCCGGAGUGGGACACAGUGACCCCUGAAGCGAAGGACUUGAUUAAUAAGAUGUUGACCAUCAACCCUUCCAAACGCAUCACGGCUUCCGAAGCUCUCAAACACCCCUGGAUCUGCCAACGUUCAACCGUAGCCUCGAUGAUGCACAGACAGGAGACCGUUGAGUGCUUGAAGAAGUUUAAUGCCAGAAGAAAGCUCAAGGGUGCAAUUUUGACCACUCUGCUGGUCACAAGAAACUUUUCAGCAGCCAAAAGCUUGCUGAACAAGAAGCAAGAUGGUGUGAAGGUUAACAACAAAACCAACCUAGCCAGCAGCCCCAAAGAAACAGGGCCUGCCCCAGCACUGGAGCCACAAACUACCGUGAUUCACAACCCAGUGGAUAGAAACAAGGAAUCUACCGAGAGUGCCAAUACUACUAUUGAGGAUGAGGACCUCAAAGCCAGACGAUUUGGAAACCUCUGCAUUAAUUCAAUCUGGCAACCCGCGGGGCGCCCGCAAAACUCCGAGCCCAAGCAGGCGCCCAGCUCCUCGGCGCAGCCUUGCCAAGCUAUCAAUAAAGCCCGAAAGCAGGAAAUCAUCAAGGUGACCGAACAGUUGAUUGAAUCCAUCAACAACGGCGACUUUGAGGCUUACGCAAAGAUUUGCGAUCCUGGUUUAACUUCAUUUGAGCCCGAGGCACUGGGAAACCUGGUGGAGGGACAUGAUUUCCACCGGUUCUACUUUGAUAACGCAUUGUCCAAAGGUAAUAAACCUGUCCACACCAUCCUGCUGAACCCACACGUGCAUCUAAUUGGCGAGGAUGCUGCGUGCAUCGCGUACAUCCGUCUGACUCAAUACAUGGACGGGAGCGGGAUGCCACGCACCAUGCAGUCCGAGGAGACUCGCGUCUGGCACCGCCGAGACGGAAAGUGGCUGAACAUCCACUUUCAUCGCUCUGGAGCCCCCAGUGUGCCCAUCAAUUAAGCUUCAGUUUCCCCAACCGAGGAGUACCAUCAGCAAAAACCCAACUGUCUGUCAAUCAAGCUGGAGGUGUGUCACAUAAGCCACACCCACUUCCCUACAACCACACCCCCUUCCUCUUCGAGAGUCGUUUACUUUUAUCGCACAUGGACCAGAGAGUUCAAACAUUUUGCUGGAGGUCAUCACCUACACCAAAAGCCGUGGGCCAUUCGCAUAUAUGGACAUUAAUAAAAAGGAGUGUAUUUUUAACAUUUUAUUUCCGUUUCUUUUUUUAAGCCGUUUUGGUAUGCAUUUUAAAUGUAUAGAUAUGUAAAGAGAAUCACCUUUCCCCAAGUCUGUACUGUAUUUUUAUGUCUAUUUAUGUGUGUGCAAUAUAUCACAUUUUGAAAGAUACGAAUGUUAAUAUCGAGCUUGCUAUCGUUCUGGUGAUGUACAUAUGUUGUGAUCGUUCAGAUAAAAACGAUAAAAUAAAAAAACUUUAUCUUUAAAAAUAUGGCUUACAGCUAACUGAGAACAUUUUAGUAAACGCCGUCGAAGAGCUUUGUUUAUAUUCGCUAGCUUACAAUGUUUGGCUCUUUAACGAUUCCAAUUUACUUGAUUUAUGACAAAUGCAAAAUACUAAUACGAACUGUAUGUUUACCUUUAUGUCAUAGAAUAUGAAAAAAACAGAUAUCGAAGAGAAUGUAGCAUAUAUGAUACAUCAAACUGACAAGUAUUGGGUAUUGCAUGGAGGACUAUUUUUCAUCAUUUAUUUAUUUAUUUGUUAUUUUUUUGCUCUUAUGAUAUGUAAUUGUUUCCUUAUAUUUAAUGUUUUUUAUCAGUAACAAACAGAUCUGUCUCGGUAAUGAUAAUGGUGACUAUAUUAUCAUUAUGACCAACAUAUCUAUACCUACAGAUCUGCGUAGCUUAAUUUUCCUAUACUAGGUGUGUGUGUGAAAAUAUUAUCCUUUGACUUUAUAUCAUGGCUUGUAUGAGAAACCAAGUAGCUUAUGAGAAACCACGUGUAUCAUUUUCACGCAUAUUUGUGCUUUUUAUUUAUCCUGACGUUGUUUUGCCAAUAGCAAAAAGAGCAAGAUUGAGCCAAGGCCGAUAUUCAAGCAUGCACACUGCCCUUAGUGGCGACAUUGUGUCUGUGCGCCACUACAUUGGAAGAUGAUGAUGUCAUAGAUGGUGAUGUCAGAUGGUCUUCCUUGAGGAAAAACCUCACCACUACUGGACUAUGCCAAUGCCAUUUCUGACAUCUCAUUUCCUUUUUCUCUCUUCUUAAAAGGAUAUUUCCUCUGCUGAUAUCUACGGAAACCUCAAGGCCAAUAUGAGGGUGUGAACUACCAUAAUUUGUUGCCAUGCUGGCACUAGCAAAUCAACAUAUUUAAUGAAAAAUACAAUAAAAGUGUGAUAUGUACUGAA
Messenger RNA from Misgurnus anguillicaudatus (oriental weatherfish), 3369 nucleotides. Lineage: Eukaryota; Metazoa; Chordata; Actinopteri; Cypriniformes; Cobitidae. The record is from RefSeq and is a predicted model, not a curated record.